CGCGGCGUGGGGUGGCCCCGCAGCCCCCGGGCCCAGGCCGGCCGCACGUUCCCUUUAAAUGCAGCCGGCGGGGAGCUGUCCGGGCUCCGGGCGCUGCCUGGCUUCCUGCAGGAUGGAGCCGGGCGGAGGAGGCGGAGGGGGGGCCCGUGCUAAUUACAUAAGCAAAACGUAAAUAAUUCGCGGGAAAAAGUGAAAAAGAUGGCGCCCCGCCUCACCCGCCUGCAGCGCCGCUAGCCGGGGAGCAGCCGGCGCGCCCGGGGGCGGCAUGGGGGGGACCCCGCGCCCCAGGCACUGAGCCGCCCGCGGGCAGCGCCCCAAGGACCUGGCGGAGCGUGUCUGCUGAGGCUCAUGGAGAACGGCACACACAACCCAAUCAUCCGAGAUGUCUAUGCAGCUGCCAGCCACCUGCAACAAGCAGCCGUCAACUCUUCUGCGAAUGGGAGUGGCUGCAAAGAUCUGAUGGUCAAACUGACUGAGGGGCAGUAUGUGCUUUGCAGGUGGACUGAUGGACUCUAUUACCUUGGAAAGAUCAAGAGGGUAAGUGGCUCUAAACAGAGCUGUCUUGUGACCUUUGAAGAUAACUCCAAGUACUGGGUCCUUUGGAAGGAUAUUCAGCAUGCUGGUGUCCCCGGAGAAGAGCCAAAGUGUAACAUCUGCCUGGGAAAGACAUCAGGGCCCCUGAACGAAAUCCUCAUCUGUGGAAAAUGUGGUCUAGGCUAUCACCAGCAGUGCCACAUCCCGGUGGUGGACAGCAGCGACGGCCCCGUGCUGACGCCCUGGUUUUGUCGGAGAUGUAUAUUUGCCCUGGCUGUACGGAAAGGUGGCGCCCUGAAGAAGGGAGCCAUCGCCAAGACGCUGCAAGCCAUCAAGAUGGUGCUGUCCUACAACCCGGAGCAGCUGGAAUGGGAUUCUCUGCACAGGACCAAUCAGCAGCAGUGUUACUGUUACUGCGGGGGGCCUGGCGAAUGGUACCUGAAGAUGCUGCAGUGUUACAGUUGCAGGCAGUGGUUCCACGAGGCCUGCACACAGUGCCUUAGCGACCCCAUGAUGUUUGGAGACAGGUUUUAUGUUUUUUUCUGUGCGGUGUGUAACCAGGGGCCAGAAUACAUCAAGCGCCUGCCCUUGAGAUGGGUCGAUGUUGUCCACCUGGCCCUCUAUAAUCUGGGCGUGCAGAGCAAAAAGAAGUACUUCGACUUUGAGGAAAUUCUAGCCUUUGUAAAUCACCACUGGGAUCCUUUACAGCUCGGAAAGCUGACCAGCACUCCGGCCUCAGAACGCGCUCCACACCUGCUCAAUGCACUCAACAGCUACAAAAGCAGGUUUCUGUGCGGUAAGGAAAUCAAGAAGAAGAAAUGCAUCUUUCGCCUGCGAAUUCGUGUCCCGCCAAACCCCCCAAGCAAGCUCCUGCCAGAGAAGGUACCAGGUUUGGGUGAGAAUGGAGCUUCUGAGCUGAAGAAGAGAGGAAAAAGCAAAUACGCCCAUAAAAACGGUUUGCUGCCUCAUGAAUUUCAACAGCAGAAAAGGCGAGUUGCUAGAAGAAAAAGAUCAAAAUUUUUGUUGGAGGAUGCUAUUCCCAGUAGUGACUUCGCCUCGGCUUGGAGCACAAACCACCACCUGGCCAGCAUAUUUGACUUUACACUGGAUGAAAUUCAGAGCUUAAAAAGUGCCAGCUCAGGGCAGACUUUUCUUUCUGACCUGGAUUCCACAGAUGCUGCCAGUACAUCUGGCUCUGCGACAACGAGCCUGUCUUAUGAAUCGAGCAGAAGGAACGUGGGCAGCAGGAAACGAAAGUUGGCGGCUAAAGCCUACGCCCCAGUGGGGGGGAAGAGAAAAGGCAUUGAACAAGGUGGGCCCCUGAAUGGCUGCGCCUCAGAGAGCAGUGAGGCGGCCUGUGCCCCGGAACGCCAGGAUGACGGGAUUGACAGCCACACCUUGGAGAGCAUCAGCGAGGACGACUCCUCCCUCUCCCACCUCAAGUCCUCCAUCACCAACUACUUCGGAGCAGCUGGCAGGCUGGUGUGUGGGGAGAAGUACCAGGUGCUAGCCCGCAGGGUGACUCCGGAGGGCAAAGUCCAAUACCUGGUGGAAUGGGAAGGCACCACCCCAUAUUGAUCCCUCUGGCUUGGACCAGCCUGGGGAACCUCUCCUAGAAUUAAAUAGAUCUAUCAAUCAAACACCACCCAUGACCUAAACCAAAAGAGGCAAGGGAUGUGGAUGAGCAGGGCUCCCGUGCUGGCCGUGCACCGAUGGGAGAGAGCUUUGACAGCUCUCCUGACGCUUACAGUGAGUUGUGCAGGCGAGGUUUGAAAGGAACACUUACCGGUCUAGGGAACUGUGAAGGACUUAGGACAGGGUAUAGCAGAGGCAGUUGGACAUGGCAAUUACAUCCAAACUUACUGUGAGCUGUGGCAUCGGGUGGCUAAAACUGAUAGAGUUCUUGUUUUUAAUGAUGGUUAUUUUAUCGGUCAUUUGUAUAUACAACUGGCAUCGCCUAGUUACGCUUCCCCGAGGGACCCUUUGGCUAAGCCAAAGGAGCGAUCUUUGUGGAAGAGAGCAGUUAAUGAUAUGGCUUUUCAUUGUGAUACUCUGCUACGCCAUAGAGGCAUGGUAGGCCUGUCCGAACCACCCAGCAUCUGGCUGAUGUCUGAUGGAGUAGCUCUUGUGUUGCGAGGAAAGCAAAGAGGGAAGUUUGAGUGGAGAAAGGAAAACCAAUCUGUAUAGAGCUCAAACCAUCAUCCCCUCUAGUAACAAUAAAAAUGCUCUUAGGCAGAAGAACCACAUCUAAGUCCACCAGUGUCUUACGAUCACAUACGAGCCUUAAAUAACAGACCAGAUUGGUCUUAUUACUAAAGCAGAAAGCACCUACGUAACCAGUUCUAUAAUGCCUAAGCGCCCAAAUAUCACAUUCUUGUGCUGAUAGAAAAUGCUGGCCAAAGCAAUUAUAUAGUAUUUACCUCCUCAUCAUAGACCCAUUCAUUAAUGGGAUAUAUACAUACGUACACUUUUAGGCCAUUCACUUCCAGCCUUUCCAGCCACCGGAUAGAUUUACAUUACAGUUGCUCUUGUCCCAUGAUAUUAAGAUGUCAAAGGAUGCAGCAGCUCCAUUUGCUUAUUCUUUUGACAAUCACAGUCUUGGAAUGAAUCAGACAAAUGACGUGAGCUUGCCUUAAAACCAAGGAGGGCAUUGUUUUGCACUGAUGGCAUCUUAACUGAAAUGGAACCAUGGGCAUUUAUUUUUGUAAAGAUCAUUUUGUUGAAUGCUGCCAAAUGAGUAGACAAGCCAAAAAAACCAGCCAAACAAAAAGCAAAACAAAGGAAAAGUGGCUGUGUCUCUGUGAAUGAAAGAGAGAUGUUUGUGUUGGGGGAGGGAAUUUCUGUUGCUGCUGCUUUUGGAUACAUAACAAUACAUAUUGCUGUUUGUAUUACCUGACAUAUACCAGCUGAACCAAAUCUUUCUACUUAGCACUGCAUGAUCUCUGUCUUUGUUGCUCUUGCAUAUAUAGUGGAAGAAGAGGAUGUAGCCUUGCAGGGCAAGGAAGGGGAGGCAAUGCAGUAACUUAAGAAUCGGAAGAACGAAUGUAAUAAAUUAUUGGAGGGCGAGCCAUGUUUUCCAUUAUUGGGAUUCAGAAAGUGACUUGCUAAGCUGAAUUCUGGGAUUCAGUUUGCCUACCCAAUAAUAAAAAAAUUGCCACUCUUGUCUAAUAUAAAGUGAUAUUGUCAGGUAGCUUAGACACAAUCUAGGUUGUUUUAAAAUAUAUCUAUACUUUUACAAACUCUAAUAUCAGUAGAAAUGUUUUAGAUUUUUCUUUUAAACAUUCAGUGAAAAGUUAUCCACACUUUAUAGCCUGGUGGUGGAGAACCCAGAGUGAAACUGACAAUAAACAAAAGGGACAAGGUGGGUGAGGGAAUAUCUCUUUUUAUUGAACCAGCUUCUGUUGGUGAAAGACAAGCUUUUGAGCUGCGUAGAGGUCUUUUUCAGAUGACCUGAAGUUGGUCUGAUACAAGAUACAACUUCACCACACUUGUCUCUCUAAUACCCUGGGCCCAACCUGACUAGAGCCACACUGUGGAUAAACAACAGUGAAACUGACAACUCUCCUUUCAUUGUCCAAACUGAGUGAAGUGCUAAAAUUUAAACAUCAUAAAGGCGAAAAAAGCAAACUAGAGUUUGCAAAUUCUUUCACCUUUAUUAAUCCCUAAAGGACAUGGUUUUAACAGUGUGAAUGAUUUUAUGACCUGGCUGUUGCAAGAUGAACUGAAAAGCUCAUUUUAUUGAAAAAACUUUAUUUAAGAUCCUCAGUCAAUCAGCGUGUGAUUCUCCCCUAACUGUCACGGAUGUAAAUCAAGAGUUCAAAACAGGUGAGAGGAAAAUUAGGCUCCAUUUUUAAGCAGAAAUCCCAUAAUAAAAGCAGCAUUUCUUCACUGGCAUCCAAAUGAAUGGCACAAUAUUGCCUUAACAGAACAGGUUAAAGUUACAAACCGAAGGCCAAAUUAUAUGAUCCUUAACAAAGUAAAACUCCCAUUGACUCCAUUCUUCAAAUAACACCGUGGAUAAUCCAGGUUGUUGGGGGGUAGUUGUUUUUAAUUGUAGUUUCCCUCCCCCGCAAAUCUGAAUUAAGAUCUCUGUAUUUCUGUAGUCUGAGUUGAUUAUAUGGGUGAGACCCAGAAUGGUGCAUACAGCUCCUUGCUGUCCUUUGAGUGUUAGAGAUUUUUGGGCCGGAUUCUCACUGGAUGCACCAGUGUAAAUUUGAAGUAUUUACGUUGCCUUCAGUGGAGUUUUUCAAGAUUAUCCCAGAGUAACUAGGAUCAGAAUCUGGCCUGUUAUCAGCUGCUGUAGCAGAAGCAGAUUAGUCUGAACAUCCGUUGUAGCAGGGUUUUUUUUUAAAAAAAGUCUUUCAGUUAAUCUGUCAGAAAUGAUCUGGCGACACCUCGAUGGAAAAGCUGCCACCUGUUUGUAAAAUGUGGAGUCUGUCGUUGGGACUGGAUUUGAAUCCAGCGAAUGGAAACUGUGACUUUAAAAAGUCGAUCUGUAGUACAUCUCUACUGUUAAAGUAACAUCUCACCCCUGAGGCUUGGUCUACACUACCGUCUUAUGUCAGUAUAGCCCCAUCGCUCAGGGGGGUGGAAAAGCCACACCCUGGAGCGCUGCAGUUAUACGGCUCUAACCCCCGCUGUCGACAGUGCUGUGUGGACGGGAGAGCUCCUGUCAACACAGCCAAUGCUGCUCAGGAAGGUGGAGUUCCUACGCCAAUGGGAGAAGCUCUAAGUGCUACAGUGGCAUAGCUGUGCUGUCAGUAUAGACAAGCCCUUAGUCAAGUGCACAGAAAGCAUUAUAAGACUCUCCCAAUUACGCAGGUUUUGAGUGAAAAGAAACUGACUUGGCUCCUGAACCUGCAUCAGAUCUGUGAGGGCAUGUGCCCAUGGGUCUGCUUGUGUGGAUCCAAUUGUAGGACUGGGGUCUUUCUAUGCAUAGCAGUAAGUUUUUUGGUCUCUUGGGACAUGAUCCAAACCCCAUUGGAAUCAAUAGGAGUCUUUCCACUGACUUCAACAGAGUUUGCGUCAGGCCGUAUAUAAUUUUAUAUACUGCAGCCUUUGAGCACAAAAGCUAGUUGUGGGUUUUUUUGUUUGUUUUUUUGCUGUUUCCAAAAGCUAGGCUUUUUUUUAAUGAUUCGAAGUACUGGAGCUUUUUCAUGUCCUGUGAAAUACAUAAGUGCUUUGAAUGCAAAGAGGCAAUAUGAAAAAGAACCUUUAUUGAAUCUGCUCCUUGUUUUCAGCACAUAUUCAGGAGCCCCAGGAAAACCAAGAGAUUUUGAGGCUUUCAGCUUAGAAAUGAUCAGGGGUGGGAGAGGGGGGACAUAACCCUAUUCCUUCUGUAUUUGAAAUGUAGGCAUUAGAGUUGGGUCAAUACCCAUCGCCUUUCAGAGGGGAAGUGAAAGAGACAAGACCCUGACUCUGCCAUGAGCUCCGCAUCACUUGUCAACUUCUGUAGGUUCUGCCUGUAUGGAGCUUAUAACAUGGUUGGGGAAUUAGUAUUUAAGAUCUUAAAUCAGAAACAGAAUACAUGUGCAUGCCGAAAUUGCAUGCAACUCCCCUUGAAAAGACAGUAGCAGAAAGUCAGUUCCUCUGUUACUUACCUGCCAAGACGAGAGAAGUUUGCAGAGCUGGGGUCCAGGGGUUCAGGCUUGGCUUAGAGCAGUGUGGGGGACUCAGCUCCCUGAUCUGCUCUGGGUGUUGGUGGAGUGAUCAGCUGAUGCGCAAUGAAUGAAUCCUGAUCUUGCCAGGUGAGGCCUUUCUGUUCAUCUCUCAAUUGUGUUUCCUCCCCUUUGGAAGCCACAGAAUAGGCAGCGCAGUGACACCAAGAGGCUCAGAAAGCCAUUGCACACUUCAGGAAUGUCCGUGCCCCAGUGUGCUGCGGGUGUAUGCUUUUUAUUUCAGGCCCUGCAAACCAACCAACCAACCUUCCCCACCCCCACAUCUAUUCCAGAGUGGGGAAUGUGGAGCCUUUAAAAACGCUUUGUUCCAGAGGAUGUGUUGCAUUAGUUCUAAUAGAUCUUAUAAUGAUUCUGUGCACCUUCUAAAGAUUUAUGAUGUCAAGUUGCUGCUUUUAAUAACCAACUUUUGUUAUAUUCAAGUUGUAAUUAAUAUGUCUGAUGUACAAUUAAAAAGUCUUUUUUAACAUCA
Messenger RNA from Caretta caretta (loggerhead turtle), 6681 nucleotides. RefSeq names its product PHD finger protein 19 (gene PHF19). Gene Ontology annotation, molecular function: DNA binding; chromatin binding. Gene Ontology annotation, biological process: negative regulation of gene expression, epigenetic. Lineage: Eukaryota; Metazoa; Chordata; Testudines; Cheloniidae. The record is from RefSeq and is a predicted model, not a curated record. Gene Ontology annotation, cellular component: nucleus.